Molecule: messenger RNA, 6881 nt
Organism: Peromyscus californicus insignis
Lineage: Eukaryota; Metazoa; Chordata; Mammalia; Rodentia; Cricetidae
Gene: Nhsl1
Product: NHS like 1
Exons: 8
Coding region: 650-5599 (1649 amino acids)
Biological process (GO): cell differentiation
Source: RefSeq, a predicted model, not a curated record
CGGCUAGGAGCGCUUCCCAGACGGGAGCGAGAGCAAGUGAGUGGGCGGUUUAUGAUUCUGCCCUGCGCCUCCGGGACGACAGAGCCGAACCCUUUGAUUCCUCCCAAGUAACCUGUGCGGGUGAACUUUAAACUGGGGGCCUGCUUGACUCUGGAUCUUUUUCUGCCGGGCUGGGGAGUUAGCUCCUCCACCAGAAGCUGGCUCUCUGCCUUCAGAAGGAAGGAUGCCCUGGAGAGGCGUAGGAUUACAUUUAGGGAUGCUAGCCAUACAGCCAAGAGUCGGGGUACCGUGGCUCUUCUUUGCAAAGUCUUGGCAAGUGUGCCUGAAAUGACCACGCCGUUUCUUCUUCUUCUUUUUUUAAAAAGCUUGUACUUCUAUUUAUUUUUAUUUUUUUGCCUGUGGACCGCCCUCCAGGAAUUGGUGCCUCAAUGUGGCUAGAGUAAACCCUUUUUGAAAAUAUAUCUCUAAUCCUUCCUUUUCCUUUUAAUCGGGCACACAGAAGCACAAUGCCUGCCCGACUCCCAGCAUCGUGUGGAUAAGUGGAAAGGGGGCAGGCUCCUUUCAAGGACCCGGGCCAAUAAUUCUAAAAAGCCAGCUUUUUGUUUGUUGGGCUGCCUUUUGUCUCUAGAGGAUUUUGAUGUGAAAGAAGAUGAAAAAGGAAGGCGCCUCAGGUUCCUUCAGACUCAAGGCAAACCCAGGCUCCCUCUCACGUGCCGUGAGUUGGAUAAAUUUCUCUUCCCUGUCCAGGCAGACAAAGAGGCUGUUUCGCAGUGAUGGAGAGCUGUCGGUGUGUGGGCAGCAGGUGGAAACAGAUGAUGAGAACUGGAUAUACAGAAGCAGAAAAGCGGUUUCCAACCUAGACGAGGAGAGUCGAUGGACAGUCCACUACACAGCACCGUGGCAUCAGCAGGAGAAUGUUUUUCUUCCCAGUACGAGACCCCCCUGUGUUGAGGAUCUGCACCAACAAGCCAAGCUCAACCUCAAAUCAGUGCUGAGGGAAUGUGACAAGCUGCGGCGUGAUGGAUGCCGAAGCUCUCAGUACUAUUCUCAGGGACCCACCUUCGCAGCCAGCUCCAGCUCAUGCGACAAUUAUCAAGAUGAGGAUGCAGAAACAGACCAAAAGUGUUCUCUCUCCUCAUCUGAAGAAGAAAGAUUUAUCGGCAUCAGGAGACCUAAAACGCCAACCUCAGCUGACUUCUCCGACCUUCACACCCAGACGAACUGGACCAAGUCCCUGCCGCUGCCAACACCCGAAGAGAAGACGCGGCAGCAAGCCCAGACGGUCCAGGCUGAUGUUGUUCCUAUUAACAUAACUGGGGAGAACUUUGAUCGUCAGGCCAGCCUUCGGCGGUCUCUAAUUUACACAGACACUCUGGUAAGACGGCCGAAGAAAGUCAAAAGGAGAAAGACUAUUUCAGGAAUCCCUGACAUCAUUCAGAAGGAGCUAGCAUCGGUCACUGGCCAAGAUGAUGAUGGUAGCGGUCAUUCAGUGUACUCCCCAGACCACUACUCCACGCUAGGAAGGCUUGGUAGCUGUCGGUCUCCCGGGCAGCGCUCGGAAACCAGGGACUCCAGCUGUCAGACUGAAGAUGGGAAAGUCAUCCCACCAUCCAUGAGAAGGAUCAGGGCGCACAAAGGGCUAGGCAUCGCGGCCCAGAUGAGCCACCUCUCGGGCUCCUCUGGCAACAUGUCUGUGCUGAGCGACUCCGCCGGCAUUGUGUUCCCGUCUCGCCUCCACAACGAUGCCGAUUUCCACAGUCUCCCCCGUUCUGGUGCUAGAGCGAGCACCUAUUCACUGGAGGCAAGGAUGGGUGCCCUGGGCUCUGCUGAGGAUAUGGAUGAUACUUUUCCCUACCCAGGGGGUAACUCACGGGGCCGUGAAAACUUUGCACAUUUAGGAGGUGCCUCCAGGUCUGGAAUGCUUUUGAGACCCAAAUCCCAGCCACUGAGGUUCUCAGAGGGUGAGAACAUAGCGAGUCCAGCGUGUGUGGUUUCGCCUCAUGCAUCCUACUCGACCAGCAUCAUCCCAAAUGCCACGCUACUGUCUUCCUCAGAGGUUAUUGUUAUUCACACUGCUCAGAGUGUAGGACAGCUGGACAGUCGAACGCCAGGCUCUUCCACGUACUCAAAGAUAAAACCCAGAGACCGCCCCACGCCCAGAUGUUCUGUGAAAGAUGACCGUCAGUCCCCCAGUCAUCACUGGAGUGAGAGUCAUCUUAUUCAUUCGCAGGCUUUGGCCUCGUCGGCCUCCAGUGCUACCACACUGUUAUCGCUCUGCGAUUCAGAGGGCUCUCUCAAUGCCCCGGCAAAGAGGGAGAAUGGGUCUCAAGCCAUACCCUAUCAUUGCAGAAACAACCUGAGCUUCCCUGCCCACCCUCCAGAUGUGGAUGGCAAGAGCGAGUCUAGUUAUUCAGGGGGCAGGGGGCAUGGCGGUUCUGAGCCCUGGGAAUACAAAGCCUCCAGCAAUGGGCGGGCAUCCCCACUGAAGCCACACCCGGCCACCCCUGGUGGCUCUACUCCCACGAGUAACAUGAGCAGCUGCAGUUUGGACCAGGCGUCUGUCAAAGAGGAUGCCAGGUCCCUAUAUUCGGAGGACCACGACGGUUACUAUGUGAGCGCUCACAGUGAUUCUGGACAUGAGACGGCGGGGACCUCGUACCCUAUCAGUGAUGGCUUUGGGAACCCGAGGCACAGCAUGGUCAACGUUUUUGAUGGCAGGGCUCAGAGAAGCCAAGGGGACCAGGCCAGUCACCAGGAGAAAUCCCUUUCCAGAAACAUCUCUCUGAAGAAAGCAAAGAAACCACCCCUGCCACCCUCCCGGACAGACUCUCUGCGGAGGAUCCCCAAGAAGAACAGCCCGUCCAACGGGCAGGUGCUCAACGAGAGCCUGAUCGCCUCUCUCCAGCACUCGCUGCAGCAAAGCCUCCCUGGGAAGGGCGGCAGCUCCCCUUCCCAGAGCCCGUGCAGUGACUUCGAGGAACCCUGGCUCCCUCGGUCCAGGAGCCAGAGCAUUGUCAGUGAAGGCAGCAGCAUGACCUCCACCACCACUCCCAACGUGUACUCUCUGCGCGGCGUCACCCCGUCGCAGAGCGACACCAGCAGCGUCAAGUCAGAAUACACAGACCCUUGGGGCUACUACAUUGACUACACAAGCUUGCAGGAAGAUCCAGGGAACCCCCCGGGGGCCUGCUCUGGCAGCAGUGGGGCACCAACUGGAAAUGGGCCCGUCUGCCCCAUCCCAGAGGGGUCCAGAGCCCCGAUGCCCCAAGUGCCUGGUGACUCGGGUAAACCAAAGACCACCUCACCAGAGAAGUCACAGAGAGUCACCUCUCCAUCCAGUGGGUAUUCCAGCCAGUCGAAUACACCCACAGCACUCACGCCCGUGCCUGUGUUUUUAAAAUCGAUGUCACCAGCAAAUGGGAAGGGGAAGGCCAAGCCCAAGGUACCAGAAAGGAAGUCGUCUCUGAUCUCCUCCGUGUCCGUCUCCUCCUCGUCCACGUCCCUCUCCUCUAAUACUUCGACUGAAGGAAGUGGCACCAUGAAGAAACUGGAUGCAGCCCUGGCCUCGCCCCUUGCUCCUCCCCCACCUCUCCCCCCUCUGCCCUCCCCCUGUCUGGCAGACAGGUCCCCUUUUCUUCCACCGCCUCCUCCUCUAGCAGAUUGCUCCGAGGGCUCUCCUCUGCCUCCCUCUCCGGUGUUCCCCCCUCCACCACCAGAAGCUCUUGCUCCCUUCUGCUCCCCCUCAGACAGGUGCCUUUCUCCUCCCCCCACGGCUCUUAGCCCCCCUCUUCCGAGAGCCUCACCCCCCUUGCCAGCACCUCCACCUUUCUUGCCCUCAUCAGAACCCCCUCCCGCCCCACCCCUGGACCCCAAAUUCAUGAAAGACAACAGGCCUUCUUGCAAAGACUCUAGCCAGUCCGAAUCCUCCAGGGAGGCCGUCAGGCGGCCUGCCAGCAAGGAGGAGGGCUGCCGACCCCCCAUGCCCCUGAUCACCACGGAAGCGUUGCAGAUGGUGCAGUUGAAGCCAGUGAGAAAGAACUCAGGCGCCGAGGCCGCCCCGUUUUCUGAACCAUCGGCUCAGGAACAACGAACCCCGACUGCUCCACAGUAUCACUUAAAGCCAUCUGCUCUCCUCAAAGCCCGAAAUAGCAUAAAUGAAAUGGAGAGCGAAAGCCAGCCUGCCUCUGUGACGAGCUCGCUGCUUCCGACGCCUGCCAAGAGCCAGAGUCAGGGUGACCAUGACAGUGCAGCCGAGCGUGGCGGCCUCCCGAGCCGCAGUGAUGGAGCUCCGUGUCCGGGGCCCAGCCUCAGGACCACACCGCUCCCAGACUCUUCCCCCAGCAGGAAGCCACCCCCCAUCUCCAAGAAGCCCAAACUGUUCCUGGUGGUACCACCUCCGCAGAGAGAUUUCACAGCGGAGCCCACAGAGAACGGGAGCGCAGCAUUCUCAGGCGUGCCCAGCCCUACCAGGGCAGAGGGGGAGGCUGUGCACAGCCAAGAGGAGAAAGCCAGCCCAGCAUCCCGAGCUGGUGGUUCUCAUGCUCCGGCCCCCACCCCCGGCGGUCCGGUUCCGGAAAGAGGAGCUGCAGGGUCCUUGUCCCCUGGCAGCGGGGAAACCAAUGCCCCCAUGGUCCAGCCCAGUGCCUCCCCGGGCCCCACACAGGAAGAGUCAGCCGAGAGCAGCGUGGAUGGUGAGGACAAUGCGGAGAGCUGCCUGUCUCAACGGGGCAGAGAAGCUGGGCUGCAGGAACCCGCCACAGCUGCUUCCUCCUCAGACGCCGCCGGGGACUUCUCUAAGGAAGAAGGGAGCGAUGACGUGAUGACCCCCACUAGACCCAGGACCACAGAGGACCUGUUCGCAGCCAUUCACAGAUCCAAAAGGAAAGUCCUUGGCCGGAAAGACUCAGAAGAUGAUCACACCCGGAAUCACUCCCCCUCCCCGCCAGUGACCCCCACAGGUGCUGCCCCUAGCCUGGCCUCUCCGAAGCAAGUCGGGUCCAUUCAGAGAAGCAUGAAAAAGAGUGCUACCAGCAGCGACAGCUUCAAAGCUCUGCUGCUGAAGAAGGGGAGUCGCUCGGACACCAGCGCUCGCAUGUCGGCCGCGGAGAUGCUCAAGUCCACGGACCCUCGAUUCCAGAGAUCCAGGUCGGAGCCUUCGCCAGACGUCCCGGACAGCCCGUCCAGCUGCUCCCCCAACAAGAACAGGAGGGCCCAGGAGGAGUGGGCCAAGAACGAAGGUCUGAUGCCUCGGAGUCUGUCCUUUUCGGGCCCUCGGUACAGCCGCAGCCGGACGCCACCCUCUGCGGCCAGCAGCAGGUACAGCAUGCGGAACCGCAUCCAGAGCAGCCCGAUGACCGUCAUCUCCGAGGGAGAGGGAGAACCUACCGAGCCGGCGGACAACAGAGAGCACAGGGCCCUGGAUGCUGCCAGGGGAUGCUCUCUGGACAGGCUGGAGGGCCAGAUGGUGGACCGGGACAGCCUGCUGUGUAGGGAGGAGCCUGCCUCUGUGGAUGGGCUGGGGAGGGCAGAGGGCAAAGGUCUCUCGGAGCACUGUGGGGGUACUGAAGAGUUAGGGUCAGAACCUGCCUCUCUUGAGUGAGGCGGGCGGGCAGUGCAUCACUCUCGGAAGUCUAUGUGGCCUUUUCCUGGCUUGUGGGGACCCCACUCAGCAUUGGUGUUGGGGAGGUCUCAGCCUUGCGGGUCACUUAGGACUCACUCGCCACGUGGCUUAAAAGCAAGUAGAAGCUUCAACUUCUGAAAGUGCUUCCUGGGGAAGAUUUUUGUUUAUUUGUUUGUUUGUUUGUUUUUCCCAAAAAUGCCGGGUGUGUGUAUAUGUGUGUAUUUUGAACGCCCUCAUUCUAACACAUACACACACUAACAUUGUGUAUAGAAUUAGGAGAAAAAAGUCAGAGUUAAGGUAAAAACGAGUCGUGGAGACUUCUGGACCAUGAUGGUAACUGCUUCCAAAGCAUUAUGGGUAUGGGAAUGAGUAAGUUCACUAAGCAGAGACUUGAAGCUGUUACUUCUAAGAGGCAUUGGGUUGGUUCUAAACAUGGAUGCACACACACUAUAUAGCUCGAGACACACAGGGAAACCACGAAGAGGCUGGGAAAUGGCUAAGCAACUCAAUGGUCCGGGUGCUUUUGUGGGGAAGGGGCCUUGCUGCUGCUGCUGCUGUUGCUGCUGCUGCUGGCUGCCUCCUCCUCCUCCUCCUCCUUUUGUAAAAACACAAAUGGGCGUGUUGAGGCUGUGUCCUGUGCCUCCUGCACACACUUCUAGCCUGAUGUCAGAAGCAUGGGUGGAUGCUUUUUGUUUUUGUUUUUUUGUUUUUUUAACAUAAAUUCCCUAGAGUUGCAACCAAGCCCUUGCCAGUUGAGGUGAUGGUUGGUGUAGGAGAGAAUGAGGUAAGAGAGGCAAGAAGAGCUGGGUCUCCUGAGAGGAGAGGAGACAGGGAGUGAGUGAUGCUGCUGGGUUUGUUUCCUGCUUCUUAAACAAAAUAUUUUCAGAACUAAACCAGAAAACGUGCACUGUAGAACUGUGGGUGGAGCUUUUUCCUUUAAAAAGAGUUGUUGUGUUUUAAAACCAGAGUUUAAACUUCCAAGUGGCAGUCUGUCACUUGAAACGUCGACAUUUGCUAACUUUUGGAUAUCCUUUUGGUUAUACCAAAGAAAAAGAAUACAGCUAUUUUUUUUUCCCCUGAACGGCUUACGGCACCGUGUCCUGACUUAGAAGGUUUACCAAAAUCUAUUAUCUAUUAUCUCACUUUGAAGAAAAUGCUGACUCUUGUUAGUGAAAGGGACUGAUGAUAAAAUUGGUAGGGGUUGGCUAUUACCUAGCCCUGGGAAAUGAAUUUUUAGAUUAAAAAGAUUUUUUUUGCACCA